AGCCCCAGGCGGCGCCGCGCGGGCCGGGCCGCGCCGGCCCCGCCCCCCGGCGGCCGUGGGCGGGGCCGGGGCGGGCGCCGUGAGUCAGUGCCCGGUAAACAUUGGCGUGAGCCGCCGGCUCCGCCGUGCUGGCGGCGCCCUGAGGGCGGCGGGGGCCGCGGCCAUGGACGAGCUCAAGCACCAGGUGAUGAUCAACCAGUUCGUGCUGGCGGCCGGCUGCGCCGCCGACCAGGCCAAGCAGCUGCUGCAAGCGGCCCACUGGCAGUUCGAGACUGCUCUCAGUGCUUUUUUCCAAGAAACAAACAUCCCCUACAGCCACCACCAUCAGAUGAUGUGCACUCCCGCCAACACGCCGGCCACGCCGCCCAACUUCCCCGACGCCCUCACCAUGUUCUCCCGCCUCAAGGCUUCUGAGAGCUUCAACAGCAGUAGCCCUGUGGCCUCCAUGGCGACCUCCCCACCGCCCCCGGCCCCGCCGCUGCCCCAGCACGGGGCCUUCAACCCCGCCUGGCCCACGGCUUCUCCCCCUGGCCAGCAGCAGAGCAUGUGGACUCCGGCCGCGCCGGCGCAGCCCGCGGGCUGGCCCGCCGCUGUCUCCCAGCAGGCCACCGCUGAACAGAAGGCCAACGUGACCAUGGAGGCAGAGAGAUGAGGCCGCGGCCAAGAGCGAACGCGGCGGGGAGGGACCCCUGCAUAUAAAUAUUUUUUUUUUUUUUUUUCCUCCCCCCCCUCUCCAAAGAGGAGAGGAACUCUGCUGCCAGGGCGUCUGGCAGCUGCCGAGACACACGAGAGAAAUAGCUGCCUUGCAUGGGUUUGGUUUGAAGUAGUUUUUACUUGUUCUCGAGCUGAAUGGAGCUCCCCAGAGACAGCGGGAGGCUGCGUGGGACCGGUGCCGGCCUCUGCGUGGGACCCCGCCGCUGCCAGACUCUCCGGGAGGGAGCACCCCCUCCUCUCUUGGGACACCGGAGUUUGCAUGCCAGUGACAUUUACAGAGGAGGUCCCUUCUUCAGGGUCCCCUGGGCCACCCCACUAGGCCAAGUGGGUUGUGCCUGAGUGUUUCCCCCUAUCCCUUGGCCCCGCUCGACUGGGUGGGGGCAGAUACCCCAUGAGGCUUGUUUUUUGUAAGGGGUGAAGAGAGCAAGGGCUGUUCCUGCUCCACCACAGCCUCCACCCUGCACACAUCAUCCUUGCUGGUGAGCAGGACUGGGGGACACCGGCUCUUGGGGAGGCAUCUGGCCCCUCGCCCAGCCCCCAAUGGGGAGCAGGGGGUGAGCCACAGUGGCCCGGCUGGGCCAGCACACCCUCCCCUCCACCCCCUGGGAUGGGGUUCUCCCCAGGGCUCUUUUGCAUGACACAGUGUAACCCUAGAGACUGGGAUCGUUUUUAAGCCCUCUGUUCUUUUUCCCGGCGGCUGGAAGUCUCUCCGGAUGCGCCGCAGCCGCUUGCAAUACACGCUCUUCUGCUUUGAA
Molecule: messenger RNA, 1469 nt
Organism: Chiroxiphia lanceolata (lance-tailed manakin)
Lineage: Eukaryota; Metazoa; Chordata; Aves; Passeriformes; Pipridae
Gene: UBALD1
Product: UBA like domain containing 1
Exons: 3
Coding region: 164-652 (162 amino acids)
Molecular function (GO): protein binding
Source: RefSeq, a predicted model, not a curated record